Molecule: messenger RNA, 1375 nt
Organism: Paramecium sonneborni
Lineage: Eukaryota; Ciliophora; Oligohymenophorea; Peniculida; Parameciidae
Source: the annotation of a GenBank genome assembly
AUGUUAUAUUAAGAUAAUAUUUAUCAAGAACAAAAUAAUAUUAUGUAAAAUAAUAUCAUCUUACUUCGAAUAUUCAAGACAAUAACACUCCAAUAUAAAAAACAUUACCCCUCCUUAAGAUUUUAACUUAAAACAAAAGAAAUCUGUUUGAUUAUAAAUUUUAUUGAUUUAAUAAAAUUAUUUAUUUUUUUCAAUCUUACUUAUAAAAUUAUGAUGAAUUAAACCUAAAGAAAUAGGUAUUUAUUUGUAAAUAUUUUAAAAUAGAGCAAACAGUCAAAAAGAUUAGAUAACAAAAAAAAACAUUCGAAAAUAUAGCUCUGACUAUAGUGAUUCUGAUGUUUCUGAUCUGGAAUGCUAAGUUAAAAAAAGAAUUGUGAAAAUUUGGACUCCUGAUGAAGAUGAAAUGUUACAGAAAUUUUAUGAAAAAUAUUAGGGUAAUUGGACUUAAAUUGCAUAAUCUAUACCUAAUAGAAAUCCAUCCUAAUGUUCCUAAAGAUGGAAGAGAAUUAAUCCAAAUAGAGUAAAUAUAAUUUACUAAUUAAAGAUAAGAUCAAGAAGAUAAUGGACAGAAGAAGAGGAUCAAAAAGUACUAAAUUUAAUUAAGAAAUUUGGAAAGAAUUGGAAAGCCAUUGAAAACCAUAUGUAUGGAAGAAAUGGAAAAUAAAUUAGAGAAAGAUUUAUAAAUAAAUUAGAUUAAACGAUUAAUCAUAACGCAUUUACAUUAGAAGAAGAUGAAAAGAUUGUAAAUUUAUAUUUAAACAUGGGUCCAAAAUGGAGUGAAAUAUCAAAAUUACUUAAAGGAAGACCUGUAAAUAUUUAUUACAAUUUAUAAAGGAAAAUAUGAUUAAAAAUAGAUUUUAUUCUCAUAUCAAAAAGCACUAUAACAUUUAAUAAUAGAAUUCAGAGUUUGAUGAAAAUGUUAUACUUAAUAAUCAAUUUGAAUCUAAUAGUUCACAAUUAGAUUAAUAAAAAUAAGAUGAAUAAAAAUUAGAAACAAUUCAUAGUUAAUUUGAAUUAGAAGGUUCAUUCUUUUCUAAUUUAAUAAAUAAUAAUCAUAUACUAUUACCUUAAUUUAAAAGUUUAAUACAAGGAGGUAUAUAAGAUAUUUAAAUUAGAAUCUUUAAUUUCGAAUGCUGAAUCAAUAAUAAAUAAACAAGAAAUAAGCAUGGAACAAAAAUAAAUUUACAGAAUGGAUACUUCUGGAGUAGGGUCUCAUAUUUAUUAAGAUAUUUCAAUGCCUCAUUCUGAUAUUUAUGAAGAAUUAGAUUCAAGCAUUAAAAAAACGCCAUAAUAUAUAAAAACUGAUAGUGAUAAUGAAGAAAAACAAAAUUAAUUAUAAGAUCAAAUUAUAAAAAUGAGUAUAGAAUAAGACUGA